Hemibagrus wyckioides is the source of this 4245-nucleotide messenger RNA. It is a transcript of the gene hoxd4a, whose product is annotated as homeobox D4a. The coding region runs from base 1587 to 2342 and encodes 251 amino acids. Gene Ontology annotation, molecular function: DNA-binding transcription factor activity, RNA polymerase II-specific; RNA polymerase II cis-regulatory region sequence-specific DNA binding. Lineage: Eukaryota; Metazoa; Chordata; Actinopteri; Siluriformes; Bagridae. The transcript is spliced from 2 exons. Gene Ontology annotation, biological process: anterior/posterior pattern specification; embryonic skeletal system morphogenesis; regulation of transcription by RNA polymerase II. Gene Ontology annotation, cellular component: nucleus. The record is from RefSeq and is a predicted model, not a curated record.
AUGUGAUGUGAGUUGUAAAUGAUUUUGGUUGAGCUCUGCUUAUUUAUUUAUUUAUUUAUUUAUUUAUUUAUUUAUAUUAACUUAUAUUUGUCCACCCGGUGUCCGAGGAUACUUGAGACCGCCUGAUUUACAUUGGUGGUACGGUCAUACGUAAUGUGCGAAUAAACCUUACAAUAUCGUUUUACUACCAUAUUAAACCAUAAAUAUACCCAGAAAUACGAUGACAUGAAAUUUUCGAUUUCAUUGGUGAGUUUUGUAUUUACUUAUUUAAUUAUGUUUAUUAUUAGACAAAAAUGAAUAGGGAAUUUGUUUAAUAAUUAUUCAUAAGAGUUUAUGGAUAAGUUAUCCAUGUAGGUGGGAUUUGUUUUUGAUAGUUGGCUCUCUGGGUUAAUGGUUUAGUCAUAAACAGAAUUAAAUAUAUCCCGUCGUAUAUAUCCCGUCGUCUAUAUAUACCCUGUAGAACCGAAUUUGUGUGAAAAAAUCACAGUCACAGAUUCGAUUCUAGGGGAGUAUAUGGUCGAUGCAAAAACUUCGAAUAAAUCCAGCCUUUAACUUUGCGUUUCAUAUAAACCAUUACGCGUUGUAGGUGUUGCUGUAUUAAGGCCCAACAGAUGGAUCCGUUUAAGUUAUACAGACAGUUGAUGAGUAACAACGUUGUCUAUACAGCAUUGACACAAAUUAUUAUCCUUGGUGUUGUGCAUAUUGAUAAAGGGAGGGGGGUUGCUCUUUAUCAAGUUUUGUGCAAGUGCUUUUACAAGAGUGAGUGAAAAUAAUACUUGGGGCAUUCCCUCGGCUCCCAUAAAGACACCCUGGACGUUAGCAUUAUUUUCAUUUCCAUUAGACUUAGAAACAAAAUGGUACACUAGUAGAUAUGAUACACUAAGGUAUAAUUUAGGCUAGUGUACUUUACUCUGUCUUUAUGGGGUUAUCCGUGCAAAGCUUGAGCUUCUUUGCGUAACCAAAGCCUCUCCACCUUCCAGUUGUGCUAUUUGGUGUUUGAUUAUUGAUUGGCACGAUGCAUUGAUGACCAUCCACAGCGCUCCUUAGAAGCCCCUGAAAGAGUGUGUGGACCAAUGGGGCGAUGAGACUCCUGUAACUUCUGAAUGACCUCUUCAUUACAAAGACGGUCUCAGUCAAUUGUCUACCGGCUUUAUUCGUCUCUUUUUGUGGCAGAGGUCGCAUUGUAUCUUUUAUUUGUUUACCAGUUAGAAUCUCUGGAUAGAGUUUGAUGUAUAUGGUUGAAUGUUAUUCCUAGAAAAACAAAUAUCUAUAUGAAUGUGCGUAUUUAUCUUUCAUUUAAAAUAAUUUGUAAUUAUGGAUCUUCAAUAUGGUGAUAGCGUUCACUGAGCUUUAUUUAUGAGAAAAGUGUAGGCUGUUAAUUUCGACCUUUGCGUGCAGUAGACAUGCUACACCAUUAAAUUGUAUGUUCAAUCAAUCCUAACUGAUGAAAUUAUGCAAAGUUUUUAAAUUUGCUGCUAGGUGUGCAUGGCUUCAUACCCGCUAAUAGACUCCCUUCACCUCGAUUGGCCAAAUCUGGUCACAUGGGUGGCUAACUUUAUUCAGUUGACAGCAAGUAGGAGGGCUUUAUGGAGGGAGGAAAAGACAACUCGAGAAAAAUUAGUAUUUUCUACCUUCAGAAAUUAAUGGCCAUGAGUUCGUACAUGGUAAACUCCAAGUAUGUGGAUCCCAAAUUUCCUCCAUGCGAGGAGUAUUCGCAAAACAGUUAUAUACCUGAGCAGGGCUCUGGAUACUACAGUCCAUCGCAGGACACUGAUUUCCAGCAUCCAGGGAUCUACUCACGGUCAAACUACACGGAGCAACCCUACAGUUGUAACACUGUGCAGAGCUCAACACUACAGCCGCGGGGUCAUGUGCAGGAGCAAGGCAGCCAUCCCGGAUCUUUUCCCACUCAAAGCGAGCAGUGUUCUCCGAUCCAAAUAUCCGCCCCGAGGACUUGUGAUCAACAACAAAACACAAAGAAUCAGAACGGGAUACAGUCCAGGCAACCUGCAAUAGUUUAUCCCUGGAUGAAGAAAGUCCAUGUUAGUACGGUGAACCCAGAUUUCACAGGAGCGGAACCCAAGCGCUCGCGGACAGCCUACACGAGACAGCAGGUUUUAGAACUAGAAAAGGAAUUUCAUUUUAACAGGUAUCUAACCAGACGGCGUCGCAUCGAAAUAGCGCAUACUCUUUGCCUCUCUGAGCGACAAAUUAAAAUCUGGUUUCAAAACCGAAGAAUGAAAUGGAAAAAAGAUCACAAACUGCCAAACACGAAGGGAAGGUCGGCAUCGUCUGCAAAACACGUGCAGAAGGACAACCAGACAGAUAUUACAACUUUAUAAAAGAAAUGGAAGCAUUUUUCCCCAGAAGUACAUAUGAACUGUGUAUGAUAGACAAUGCUUCGUUUGUCUUUGCAUGGUUUUAAAUCCUGACAUUCCGAUCUUUAAGCUAUUUAAUGUGAAGCAGAAGCACACAUCAUUACCAAACGCAGUAUGAAUUGAUGCGAUGAAAGGAGUCUGAUACAAUUUUAAAUAUUGUAUGUAUGAAGUGGCAGGCUAUAGGAGGGCAUCACAACAGGAUUCACGGGCUGCCAUGAGGUAUAUAUUAAAUUUCAAAAGAUUGCAAUAUCUAUAUGAAAGCAAGUGAGUUUUAGAAAUUAUAUUCUUUUUAUUAUUACUAUUACAUUUUCCGUGUAAACACUACUCUCCUAAAUGCAUUAUGGCCUGUGAUAAAUUCGAUAUAUAAUUUUGUAAACAAAGCAGUGACUUACGAUUUUAGCUAAUAAUUUAUUAAACUAUUUGAUCAAAGUUUAGUAAAUAAUUAAUUCCUGGCCUAGAAAAAAUAUUAACAUUUUAUUACGGACAUGAUUAACCAAAAUAUUCGUUUUCUGUAUUGAAAAAUCCUACAGUAAUUUAGCUACGGAUAUGGCUAACCAAACUAUUCGUUUUCUUUAAUGGAUUUGUUUUAAACAAUACGAAGUUCUUAAAACAUUAACUAUUGUAUUUAUAAUAAUACGGAAUGAACAGAAUAAACCGUUCUUCGAAAAUGACUCUAAAACAGGAAGCGCAACAUUUGAAAUCUAUUUUACUUUGUUGACCAUAGUAUUGGAUAUCUUGACGGCUAUAAAUCUCACUUGACAGUUUUGUAAACAAUGUACAAUUAAAGCAGCUGUAUAUCUGUCUUCCAGAUGUCAUCAGAAAUUCCUAAAUAAUAGUCCAUUUAUUGUUUCACGUACUUCUGGGUUUUAGCUAAACUUUUACUUUCCAAUCUUCAUUACUUUAUUUAUUAAAUGCCAGAAUAAGAAUGCUGAGAGUUCUUGUUUUUAAUUUCUAUGUGAAUUCAAUUGGUCGUUCCUUAAAUAUAUUGUGUUCAGUUAGAAAAAAGUGCAUUAUUUUUUAUUCUAUAUAUUUCUGUAUUUUAUGCAUAUUUUCUACGAGCAUAUUUUCUAGUAAAAGAUUAAUAGAGCUCAUUAAGAAAAGGUUUAUCCUCAGACCGCGAAUACCCAGUUGUAAUAAGAAACUAUGUGUAUAGUUCGCUGUUUUGGGUUCGUUAAUUUUUUUUAUUUUGAGCAACUGAGAUUGGCUUAGCUCUGCUCUGAAAAUGUGAGUGGAGGUAUUCACGUCGUGAUUAAAGAUUGACUGUUCUACUGUUAUUGUGAUGUCUUUGUCUUCUUGAACAAAACCGUGAGGCGCUCACACAUUGCGAAGACGUCUUCUGCCUCAAGUCUUCACGUUGAGAGGUCUGAAAAGGUAUUUUACACAGAAGUUCGACAAAAGCCUCGCGGGCAGGUUCAUCCAGAGGACACGGUUUCUGUUGUCUUUAGACGCUUUUGAGCCGUGAGCACUGACCUCUAAACCUCUGACCCGCGAGACAGGCCUUUCUCGCCCAGACACUUCUUUGGACUAAUGUAGAAAAAAAAAUCACAAGUCGUUAUAUACUUUAUAUAUAAAGUUUCGUUAUAUUUUUUUACAUCUAACUGACUGUAAGUAAGUUAAGAAAAUCGCACCGGUGCAUGAUGGAUUUUGAUCUGAACAGAGUAGUGUAUGUAAAUGUGAUAAUGUGCUCCAUUUUUAACCUUGUAGAUUACAGGUGAUGACCAGGUCCAUGUCAUCACAUACACUGUCCGGAUAUUUACCGCGGAUAUUUAGAUCAUUAUUUUAAUAAAUCACCCAUACUUCACAAUACACUGGCAUAAGCACGUGCGCGCGCACACAUCUAUCCGUAUCUCUCUCUCUUUCUCUCUCU